Caenorhabditis bovis is the source of this 306-nucleotide messenger RNA. The record is from the annotation of a GenBank genome assembly. Lineage: Eukaryota; Metazoa; Nematoda; Chromadorea; Rhabditida; Rhabditidae.
AUGGAAUCCGGCACCCGAUGGACGAAAAACUAUUAUGUUUAUAAUCGAUCAGCUCUGGAAGAUUCCUUAUGCCUAUGCCAGUACUGUGUUCAGUACUUGUGUACAGUGGAUUUGAGCAGAAUGAAAAGACACAAAUAUUGUGUUCGAUUCGUGAAUAAUCGGCGAUCGGCAAUGUUCUACGUGAACAUCGACGAGACGUCAACCGACACGUCGGUAUGGCUCAAUUUUCCCGGCGAGACCAAAUUGUUCAGGCCGCACACGUCGCACGCGCUAUUCCAACGCUUCCUGCACCAGAACCUCUUCUAA